Molecule: messenger RNA, 3285 nt
Organism: Helicoverpa zea (corn earworm)
Lineage: Eukaryota; Metazoa; Arthropoda; Insecta; Lepidoptera; Noctuidae
Product: myotubularin-related protein 9
Exons: 10
Coding region: 85-1755 (556 amino acids)
Biological process (GO): negative regulation of autophagy
Source: RefSeq, a predicted model, not a curated record
CGUAAACGUCAGAGUGAGGUUCAUCUCAGAUGAUUAUUUAUUAUUUUACAAAUAUUUAUUUACUGAGUAUUGGUAAUUAAAAUAAUGGAGUUUAUUGAACUGAUACAUAUAAACAAAUUGGACGGUGUUAUUCUCAAGUAUCCGCACCAAGACAACGUGGAUGGAACUGUGUGUAUAACUGGGCAUCAUCUUAUAUUGAGUUCGCGAAAAGAAGGCGUUCACGAACUAUGGCUUCUACACAAGAACAUAGACAGCAUAGAGAAGAAGGAGAACAAACCAAUCAGUGGAGUCAGCCAAGGAGGUUCUCUCUUCCUCAAAUGCAAAGACUUGAGGAUAUUCCAGCUAGAUAUAGCUACUACCAACGAGUUAAACCAAAUGCAACAGACACUGGAAAAUUUAUCCGGAUUGCAGGAUCCCGCCUUGUUCUACCCGUUCUUUUAUAGACAUAUGCAUCCUAUUGUGGAAAAUGGAUAUACGCUAUACAGCAUAGAGGGUGAAUUCACAAAAGUACUGGCCACAGAGGAAUGGCGUGUUUCCCGCGUAAAUCAGAACUAUGGCGUAUGCUCGAGCUAUGGGAAAGCGGUAGUGGUGCCCAAAUGUGUUGAUGAUGAUACUCUUGCUGCUGCAGCUACGUUCAGGCAAGGAGGAAGAUUCCCUGUACUGUCUUAUAGGCAUAAUAAUGGAGCAGUACUAAUGCGCGCUGGCCAGCCGCUAUACGGUCCGAAGCACCGACGGUGUAGACCUGACGAAGCGAUACUGAAUGCGGUAGUGGCUGCCGGUACUAAAGGCAUUAUAUACGAUCUGAGGAGCUCCAACUCGAUAUCACAGCAGCAGAAUAAAGGUGGUGGAACAGAGAGCAAUUCAAACUAUUCCCAGUGGAAAAUCUACAACAGAUCCAUGGAUGAGGUGGACAACCAGCAGCCUCUGUUAGAUAGCUACUCUAAAUUAAUAGAUGCAUGCAACGACCGUGAGAUAUCGAGUGACAAGUGGGUGUCGCGGCUGGAGUCGUGCGGCUGGCCCGAGAGCGUCCGCAACUCGCUGCACACUGCCUGCAUCGUCGCGCAACAUAUACACCAGAAGGCGGAGCCGGUAUUAGUGCACGGCACGCGAGGUGAAGACGCCACACUGCUGGUGUGCUCUCUAGUGCAGAUCAUACUCAACCCUGACUGCAGAACUAUAAGGGGUCUACAAGCUCUAAUAGAACGCGAAUGGGUACAAGCAGGCCACCCGUGGUACUCUCGACAGCGUGUCGGUCCAUACGGGCCUCCAACACCCCGGGCUGCUCCCACCUUCCUGCUGCUGCUGGACUGCAUCAGGCAGUUCCUGGAGCAGUUCCCCUGCAGCUUCGAGUUCAGACAGAGCUUCCUUAUUACCUUGUUCGAGCACUCGUAUGCUAGUCAGUUUGGUACCUUCAUGUGCGACAACGAACAAGAGCGUGAAACCCGCGGGGUCUACACCCAGACUACCAGCCUGUGGUCGUGGCUGAACCAGCCGGACGAGCUGCCCAAGUUCAUCAACCCGCUGUACGACCCCACGCCUAACGUCAUCUGGCCCUCCGUAGCGCCCAUGAGCUAUGUUAUAUGGGAAGAGCUAUACCUCCGCUGGCUCGUCCAGCAACACACAGAAGAACGCGAGGAACAGUACCGGCACAUCCGCGCCCGCGAGCAGCAGCUCCGUGCGCAUGCGCAGCACAUGCGCCGCGAGCUGCUCGACCUCGCGCAGCAGUACUACGCGCACAAUAUACACGAUAAGUAACCUAUAGUCAGUAUGUAUGGCCGUAAACAAUAUUCUAUCUAACUUUUGAUUUGUAUAAGGUGAUGUCAUUUAACAUCUUUGGCUGUCGUUAAGCCAGUAAGUCUGACACUAGUCUUAGCAAGGGUAACUGAGUUGAAGAGGUCAGAUAGGCAGUCGCUCUUUGUAAAUCACUGGUACCUACUCAGCUGCAACUAGUUAGACCCAACAACCCCAUCAAAUAAUAUAGUUGGUAAAAGACUCGUUAAAUGAUGUUCACAUGCAUAAGGCUACCCCCCACGUCUGAUGAUCGGUGACCGAUUUUCUCUAGGAGAAAAAUAGAACACAGUGAUAGCAAUAGUUGGUCAGAAAAUUCCAGACAGAAAGUCCUACUAAAAUCGUCCCGAUGUCUGUCCUAUAAACAGCUGGAGAUAGAAUUUUGACAUUUGCCCCUUGGCAUAUCGAAUUCUUUAGUAAGAAAAUAGAAGAGAGAUAGAAUACUGGAAACGGCCGCUAGUGUAGAUAGAUUAGUGCUAGGCCUGUAGAAAUGUAGAUAGCCUAAAAAUUACGUACAUAUUUAGUUUUAAGUAUGUGACGGAAGACCAAAGAAGCUGGUUAUGGGUAUGACUGGAGACUAAGCGCAGACUUUAUAAUAUGCCUUGCCAUUUUGAGCACUUACAAGCUGUGAGCCUAAAAAAAUCUGAAUGCGUACAUAUGCCCAUGCCGCGAAAAAGCCUUUACGUGUAUUAAUGCAUCUCAGAUGUCUGAAAUUCAACAUAUUUGUGGAUAACCUCAUUGCCCCGUACUUCUAGGCACGUUUGCCUCCAUUCAUGCCUAUAAGCUUCUUGUAUAACCCCCAAACAUUAUAUCACACCAUGAUAGUGUUGGAAAAGCUUAUUGAAAGAGUAUAAUAUCGACAUUAAAAUACUUGUUUUUCGAAUUGUCUGAACAGCUGUGAGCUUAAAGCUAUGCUGAAGUGCUUUUUAGAGAAGGCCUUGUUGAGGAGAAAAAAAUUGAUAGCGAUAUUACAGAUAAAGGAUGUUGCCAAAUCGAUUCAAAGCUAGUGAUGGGAUUUGUAUGUUAACACUCGAUUGUAGGCAAGCUGAAAAAAACUUGCCAAUAGUCACUGGCCGGGUGCAGAUAGAAAAGGGGGAUUCUUAAUUUUUUUUUACGUUGUGCAUGACAUUCAAUAUAUACCGCUAAGGCCUAAAGUAUUGAGACCAAUCAUUACGUAAAUAAAACACCAAUAUUAUAAUGUAUUAAGGGCAGCGUUUUACAUCAAUUUAAUAUGGACCUUGAGUAUCAUAAAUAAACUUUUCAGUAAUUUAAAGAUGAAAAUCUACCAAUAGUAUUAAAAAAUGAUCGUUUAUUGCAAGGCUUAAGUUAAGUUAUGGCGUAUAUGUUAAGUUACCAUAUUAAAAAUAAUCAUACAAUAUUCGUAUUCAUAAACUCACUCACUUAUAAAUUAAUAUUGUUAAAUUAAACUUGGUGCACUAAAAGGAGAUUGGGCAAGAAUGUAUGAAGUUUUGUCCAAAUGUCCACCACGAACGAGAC